UGUUACGUAAUCAGCGAGCGUCCGCGAAUCUAACACACGAGGAUAUGUCGGUGUUUAUUGAAAUAAGAAUAUUUUAGCGAUUCUUUUAUCAUAACGCGUCCACAGCUGAUUUCACUAAGUUUCAGAGGACAAGGUAAAGCAGAAAUGGGCGACUUUUCCUCCCUGGGUCUGUCAGACUGGCUGAUUAAACAGUGUAAACAGCUGGGAAUCAACAAACCCACUCCAGUCCAGGAAAACUGCAUGCCAGCUAUCCUACAAGGUCGGGACUGUAUGGGCUGUGCCAAGACCGGCAGUGGGAAAACCGCAGCCUUCGUGUUGCCAGUGCUGCAAAAGCUCUCAGAGGACCCAUAUGGCAUCUUCUGCUUGGUCCUCACUCCUACCAGGGAGCUGGCCUAUCAGAUUGCAGAGCAGUUUCGAGUCCUGGGGAAGCCUUUGGGUCUGAGAGACUGCAUCAUUGUUGGUGGAAUGGAUAUGGUGAGCCAGGCCCUGGAGCUGUCCAACCAACCACAUGUAGUCGUAGCGACGCCGGGCCGACUGGCUGACCACAUCCGCAGCUCCGACACCUUCAGCAUGAGCAGGAUCCAGUUCUUGAUUUUGGAUGAGGCUGACCGGCUGUUGGAGCAGGGUUGUACUGACUUCACCAAAGACCUGGAGGUGAUCCUGGAGAUUUUGCCAGCCAAGCGUCAGACACUCCUGUUCAGCGCCACGCUGACUGACACCCUGCAGGAGCUGAAGAGCAUCGCCAUGAACAAACCGUUCUUCUGGGAGAGCAAAUCAGAGACACGAACAGUAGAGGAACUGGACCAGAGAUACAUCCUCACUCCGGAGAAGGUGAAGGAUGCCUACCUGGUCCACCUGAUCCAGACAUUUACUGACGAGCACGAUGACUGGUCCAUCAUCAUUUUUACCAACACGUGCAAGAACUGUCAGAUCCUCACCAUGAUGCUGCGGGAGUUUAACUUUCCAACGAUUUCCCUGCAUUCCAUGAUGAAACAGAAGCAACGAUUUGCAAACCUUGCCAAGUUCAAGGCCAGCGUCUACAAAAUCCUGAUAGCGACUGAUGUAGCUGCCAGGGGUUUGGAUAUCCCGACUGUCCAGGUUGUCAUUAACCAUAACACCCCUGGCCUUCCCAAGAUCUACAUCCACAGAGUUGGACGAACAGCCAGAGCAGGGAGGAACGGCGUGUCCAUCACACUGGUGACGCAGUACGACAUUCACCUGGUUCAUUCCAUUGAAGAACAGAUUCAAACCAAGCUGAAGGAAUAUCCUGUGGAGGAGAAAGAAGUCCUGAAGAUCCUCACCCAGGUCAACGUGACCCGGCGGGAGUGUGAAAUAAAACUCGAGUCAACAGACUUUGAUGAGAAAAAGGAGAUCAACAAGAGGAAACAGCUGAUCCUGGAGGGGAAGGAUCCAGAACUGGAGGCCAAGCGGAAAGCUGAGCUGGAGAAGAUCAGGAGCCAGAAGAAGAAGUUCAAGCAGAAAAUCCAGGAGAGCAUUCAGAAACAGAAAUGUGGACAGUUAAAAAGAAACUGAUGAAGAGAAAACAGAUGAAAAAGAAAAAGGAGUCACAGGCAACUGCAUGAAAACUGCCUUAUGUAUAUACUGCUAGUUUUGGAUCUGUACAAUACCUGUAAUAUUUGUAUCUGCAAAUAAAUUUCAAACUACAAAAACUGAA
Molecule: messenger RNA, 1675 nt
Organism: Archocentrus centrarchus (flier cichlid)
Lineage: Eukaryota; Metazoa; Chordata; Actinopteri; Cichliformes; Cichlidae
Gene: ddx49
Product: DEAD (Asp-Glu-Ala-Asp) box polypeptide 49
Exons: 13
Coding region: 145-1533 (462 amino acids)
Cellular component (GO): cytosol
Molecular function (GO): RNA helicase activity; nucleic acid binding; ATP binding
Source: RefSeq, a predicted model, not a curated record